AUGUCUGCUGAAAAUCUUCAGCCAUCAGGAACAUCACCUCCUCCUCACCCUUCCACAAUUUUCCACCAUUCCGCGCAGACCUUAUCUUCAGAGGAAGAAGGUACUGAGGGAGAUGAGGAGAAUUCAAUGGAAGAAUUUUUAUUUCUUGAAAAGGAAGAGUCUCUGGAGGAAGAGCAGUACCUGGAGGAGGAGGAAAAUUAUCUGAAAGGAAAGGAGUAUCUGUAUGAACAGGAGUAUCGGAAGCAGGAAAAGUAUCUACAGAACAAAGAGCUUCUGGAAGGGAAAAUGUUUCUGUAUGAAAAGUUUCUGGAAGAGGGUGAGUAUCUGGGGAGGACGUCCCAUAGAUGGCCACAGCUCUGGGCUCCUAACCCAGCCGCUGUCUGGAGGUGGACUGACCCCUUGCUCCCCUCUGCUGAUGACAUCCCUCGGGUGACCACCUUCUUUGCUGCCCCUCCUCCCACCCCCGAACCUGCCAGCAGCAGGCCUCUUCUUGGCGACACGAUGCCAUCUACAUCCUUUGUGAAGAGCGUUGGAGAGUUUCUGGCCUUGCAGGACCAGAGCACGCAGACGGAGUGGAUCUGUGAAAGCAAGCCAGACCCCCCUCAAAGAAAGAGCAUCGGCAAAGCUGCGACCAGCUCCUAUCAGUCCGUGUUCAGGACUAUGCUCAAAGAAAUGGCUGCUCGCAACGAACUGGAGGAGGAGGAUAUUAACAUUCCCCUGACUGGUCAUCUGGAGAGUGAUACCAGAAGGAAACUGGGAAUCCUGUUGAAGAAAAAUUUUGAAAAAUACAAGGAAAUGAUCCUCUGGAUUAUGAAGAAACGAGAAAGUAAGAACCCCUCUCCCAUCUUCCGUCACGUUCUCUCCGACACCUCCUCCAACACUGUGUUGGCCCCAAAGCGCCGGAAGCGCCUCCUGCCGCUGCGCCCCCUGGUGGUCGGACACGCGCCCAGAGUCCCUGGGAGCGACUUACUCAACCCAAGGGCUACAGAGGCUACUUUCACAUUUCACUUAUGUAAUCUCCCACCACAAGAUGAGGAGUCUGAGAAAGAAGAAGUAGUCAAAAAACCUCAUCGUAUUGUUCGCCAUAAGAAGACACUAGAAAUAGACACAGACUGGAUCAAGAGCAAGAUUAAUGUACAUCGAGGUGAUGGAAAAAUUAUUCUCUACCCCAGUGAGACUGUCUUCCAAAUUCUCUUUCCUGAUGGAUCAGGCCAGAUAUAUUAUCCAUCAGGACACCUGGCUAUGCUCAUCCUCAGUAUAAAAGAGGGAAAGUUCACAUACAUCAUCCUGGAAGAUGGUGAAAAUACGUAUCUCCGGGCCCUUAUCAACAACUCUGGCCAUGCCACCUUCUAUGAUGAAAACGGAGACAUCUGGCUGAGCCUGAGCCAAAACCUGGGCUACUACUUUGCCAAAGACAAGUACCAGAAGGCCUGGAACUGGUGGGAUCUGAAUCUCCACGUCCACGCGCCCCCCGUGCAGCCCAUCUCCUUGAAAAUCAACCGGUACAUCAAGGUACAAAUAAGGAGCCAGGAUAAGAUCAUCUUCCGCUUCACCCACAAAAAGAAGCACAUUUGCUUAAACCUGGGCACCAAGUACAAGUACAUUAUCCCGGAGGUGCUGAGUGAAAUGAAGAAGAAGGCAGUCCUGGAGAUGGAAAUCAGUCCAAUGGCUCAGAAGAUCCAGAUCCUUCUGGGAAAAAUGAGUAAGAUGCUGAAUACACGGACCACCUCUGAUUUGGAAAGCUUCAUACAGAGCAUCAAGAUCUUGCCAACAAGACGAUACAAGCUGCAGGAGGAACACUCAUCUCCCAAGCUCGGGCAGUCACCAAGUCGUGCUGCUUCGGCAUGUGCUGAAUGUUCUGGGGAAGUGGAGUUGUCAGAAGCCCAGAGGAAACCCCCAAAGCCCUAG
Messenger RNA from Hippopotamus amphibius kiboko, 1908 nucleotides. RefSeq names its product glutamate rich 6B (gene ERICH6B). The coding region runs from base 1 to 1908 and encodes 635 amino acids. The transcript has 12 exons. NCBI's taxonomy places the organism in Eukaryota, Metazoa, Chordata, Mammalia, Artiodactyla, Hippopotamidae. The record is from RefSeq and is a predicted model, not a curated record.